Molecule: messenger RNA, 3051 nt
Organism: Ictalurus punctatus (channel catfish)
Lineage: Eukaryota; Metazoa; Chordata; Actinopteri; Siluriformes; Ictaluridae
Product: putative methyltransferase NSUN7
Exons: 13
Coding region: 562-2985 (807 amino acids)
Molecular function (GO): methyltransferase activity
Source: RefSeq, a predicted model, not a curated record
UAGAGCUUCCCUUUCCAGCGUGCUCCGGUGCUACUACUCCGGCUUUAGGGAUUUAUUAGCGAGUUCCGCCAGAAUUCCGCAAGAACUAACCGAAGCGGGGUUGUUUUUGUUGAAAAAAAAUAAAAAUAAAAAAAACAACCCGCAAACAUACAGUUAAAGUCAGCAGGAUAUCUUUAAGGGGAAAAAAAUCACAACUUUUCAUGGCGCGGAAGAAGGAAAAGAGAGGCGGAGAUUUAGCGGUAAACGAAGACGAAACGAAGCAAAUUAUGCCUAUGGAAUCAUAAUAACUUCUCGUAAACAUUAACGCAAGCGUCGGAGUAAUUAAAUAUUAGCUAGUGAAUUAGCUAUGUGAGCGUUCACGAAGCACGAAAAGCAGUUUGAAAAGAUUUCUUCUGCCAGUUUGAUUGUGGAUGGGAGCCAAAGGAAUUCAACAUAAUCCUGGAGAGACUGAUGAACUCCAGUAACUCCACUUUAUGUCAGGUCACAUCAUAGUAGCCUAAUACUAUUCCUACUUUCAUGUGUGUUUGGUGUGUCUGAUUUGAAGAAAACGAAGACGCCAGAAUGGUGAAGCAGGUUGCUCCUCGUCGCGUUUUGUCUCGCUCCUUUAGACAUUCCUCUCGAACAGAACUCUCGUCACCCUUGACCCCCUGGACCUCUCCAUCACCUCCGACACUGUGUCAUGACCCCUCCUCUGUUCCAAGGUGGAAUCCAAGCAGCAUUCCUGACCACGUCUACCUCGACGCUGCCAGCAUUUUCCAAAACUCACACCAGGACAAGGCCGCCACUCAUCGGCUCAUCAGUUAUGGGAAGAGGUCAAAGGUAACAGCGCUGAAGAUCAAGGAUGAGGCAUGGCAGCACAGGGCCUACGAGCUGGCCUUCAAUACGCUCAAAUAUCAGGAGCUAUUGGAGGACAUCAUGAUUGACAGCAGCUUCUAUUUGUCUAAGCCAGUGCCCGACGAUCUGAUGAGUUUGGUGGCUGUCAUGUUGUACGACUUGCAGGAUCGUAAGUUCCUCCCACGUGAAAGACCGGCCAAUCAGGACAAGCAGGAGGAGGUGGCUCAGGUCAGGGAAGUGGAAAACUGUCUGCUCAGGUUUAAGACAAAAUUGGCGGCAUCUUUAGCACGCUGCAGAAUCAAACACGACCUGCUGAGCAUUGACUGCAUGCUGCCAGAGAGCAUCAGACAGAGGCAGGAGAGAGGAUCCAACCUGCCCAUGUACGCCUGGAUUAAUACACUGCGCACCAGUAUGCAGGACGUGUGUGAGGUGUUGAAGGCUGCAGGUUUCUCCCAUGUGAAAUCCAUCACACAGUUGGAAGGACAGACAUUCUGUGAGGACCUACACUGCCUCGACCUGCUGGUGUUUCCCACGUGUGCGAAAAGAGAACUACACAAAACGAAUCUGCUGAAAGAUCGUAGACUGGUAAUACAGGAUAAGGCGUGCUGCGUUGGUCCAUGGGCAUUGCGCCCCUUGCUGGUUCCAGAUGGAGACGUACUUAUGGCUGGAUCGUUCUCCGCAGCCACCGUGGCUCAUACAGCUGCCAUCGUCGCUGCUGCACAUACUCAUCUUCACACUUUUUCUCACUCCAGUAAACAGGCUCGCAGCAGCAUGCGGGUGUUUGUGUGUGUGGGGGAGUGCUCGAGUGCUCAGAGAGAUGAAAUGCAGGAGGUCCUUGGCAGCAUGGGCUGCAGCAACGUGAAGCUGCUACCCGAGGCUCUCCACACUCUGGAUGUGUAUGACACAUGUCUGCAGAAGGUUCAGCUCAUCCUGCUGACUCCGCAGUGUUCGCUCUCUGCAGUCUCAAACCCUGUAGACUACCUUCUGCGGGAGAAUGGAGACAAAGAGCUGCUGCAGGAUCUGUCCCAGGGCUCUGUCUCGCAGUCCAGAUUACACACACUCGUCACCGAGCAGAAGCGAGACCUUCAUCAGGCCCUUCACUUUCCUAAAGUGCGAGUCGUGGUGUAUUCCACCUGUUCCUCACUUCCAGCGGAGAACGAGGAAGUAGUGAAGAGCGCUCUCACACUCACAGAGCACGACAACUCCAAACUACAGCCUUUUAAGCUCAGCCACCCAUCUCUCCUGUGUUGUUAUAAAGAGGAUGGCAAUGGAGAAAAGAAGGCUGACUUUUUCAGGCUUGAAGCUUCUGAUCAGAGUAACGGCUGCUUCUUAGCUGUUCUCACAUCCCAGCCCGAGCCAGAAGUGACGCCACAGGAAGUAAUAGCUCGCGCCACCGCUAGUGGAUUGCUGGAUGGGAUCCAGCUGACUCAGCCAAUCAAGAAAGAGGGGCGUGGCCGACAGACACGCAAAGGACCUGCCUAUCAAUCUCGCCGGCAACCCCACGUCUCCGUUAGCAGCCAGUCGCAGGUGGCUGAGUUUCUGAACCGUGAGCUGAAAGCCAAUAGCUCAGUCCCAACAGCGGCACAGGAGAGGACCAACAGCACACACUUGCCUUGGGGAAAAUCCAAACCAACUCAUCCGCAGCACUCGUGCAAACCCGCCUCCUCCAAAACCUCCACCUUCUCCAAUCCAAGCCAAGCCUCCUUUUUCACAGGACCUACCUCCACCCUCUCCUCCACCACAGGCCUCACCUUGUCUUAUACAAGCCAAGCUUCUUCAUCCAACACCGCCCACACCUUCUCCACCACAGACCCCAUCUUAUUGAACACAGACUCUGCCUCGUCCAUCAACGGACUCACUAUCACCGCCUUUACCAAGGGGCAUGCACCAUCCCAUAGAAUCUUGAAUCGAACCAAUGGCCGCCGAGCUCCUGGUCCUGUAGCUCCGCCCUCUGCCCCACCCAGAGGCAGACAUGAAGUCCUGCGUCCUGUGUUGAUUUCGUUUCCUCCUCCUCAGUUCCCAUCCUUGUGUCUAGAAUCUGCUCCAGUCAAGAUCAAAACCCCUCUGUUGUACCAAAACUGGAGGAACUGCUCACGCCCUGCCCCACUGACACACACACGAUUCGGGAGCAGCAUACGCCCGUGGCUCUGACACACAAACACACACACACACACACACAUAUACAGUAUAUGUGUGUGUGUGUGUGUAUAUAUAUAU